Mycena citricolor is the source of this 2046-nucleotide messenger RNA. The record is from the annotation of a GenBank genome assembly. Lineage: Eukaryota; Fungi; Basidiomycota; Agaricomycetes; Agaricales; Mycenaceae.
AUGUAUGUCUGUAGCACAAAAUGGGGGUUUGGGGGCAAUGUUGAGGAAAUAACGCAGAAGCAGGCGCCGAGAAAGCGAGAUAGAAAGCACUGGGAAGUCGCUUUAGACUCUAGAGAGAUCAGAAUCCCACACACAAAUACUGCGCGAGCCAGAGCCGCAGCUCACUCCCCUCGACCUCCGACUACUCCCUUGUAUCUCCCUGUACGGCUGCGCGCUCAUACGCCCCGCUCUAACCGCGCCCUCCGCCCGUCUGAACCUCGAAAUCUCCGUCUAGAGUUCAGGGCUAUUUCCCAGAACCCUCUCAAUCUCUCGGACGCAGCACAUCACACCGAUUCGUCCUCAGAGGACUUAUUGGUUCCUGUUCCUCACGAACUCUCCCAUCCCUACAACUUGGAGUCAUCAGAUUCUUACCUGCCCACCAUCGAUCCCUUCACCGAUUCCUCGCCCUCGUCGCAGUCCUCAUCACCUCCUUUCAUUCUCCGUCCCGUCUCACCCUCUCCGUCGCCUCCACCGCCUCCACCGCCUCCACCGCCUCCGAACCAGAACAUGGCAGCUGUUGUGCCCAUGCCCGCCCGUGGUGCCCGAGGAGCACCUGAAUUCGACCCAUCGAAGCCCCGUGAGCUUCCACGCUUUUUCACGGACCUGGAAUACCAUUUCGGGCUUGCCAGCAUCGCCGAUGCUCAAGAACGGAAGCGCCACGCCCUGCGGUUUCUCCCUUUUGAUGAAGCCGAGCUCUGGGAGUCUCUAGAUUCGUUUGCCGCGCCUCACAACUACGACGCAUGGAAAGCUGAAGUUUUGAAGCUUUAUCCCGGCACGGAUUCUGACCGCAAAUAUGCGACUUCGGACCUCCAUGCGCUCAUUGGCAAAUACGCCAGCUCGGGGAUUCACUCACGCGCUGAAUAUAGCGAAUUUUAUCGCCUUUUCCUGGUCAUCUCGAAAUACCUCAUAUUAAAGCAACGGCUGUCUCCGGUUGAGCAGUCCCGGGCGUUUCGAACCGCCAUCGCUCCUGCCUCGCUUUGGAACCGCGUGCACCAGCGGCUACAAAUUAAGAAGCCUGAUGUUCAUCCUGAAGACCCAUAUGAACUCGGUGAUAUGAACGAAGCCGUGGAAUUUGUUUUGGCUGAUUCCACUGGGUCAUUUUCGUUUCAGACCACGGCGCCUCCAGCUGCCUCGUCCCCGGUCACUGUCAAGUCCGAAGCUGACCCUAAUUCGGCUAUUCUCGGCGAAAUCCUCAAGCUCCUUGUGGCGCAGAACGCUGCACGCCUAGGCCCUGCGCCCGCCGUUUCAUCAACCACGCCGUUGCCUUCAUACCCUGCGCCUCCACAACGCGAAAUAUGGGCUGUCCGUACCCGACAACAAGCCCGUGCAGCAAUCGAAGCUGGCAGUCGAUCUGGGGAUCCUGUCGAAGCUCCUGAACAGAAUAUUCGCUCGACACCACCCCCAGCUCGUAUUCCAGCCCCUGCUGUUGCUACGCCGGCCCGUGCUCCGGUUUCAGCUCCGGCCCCUGCGCCUGCUAUUUCUCCGACCAACGCUGUGCCCGAGCAUCCGUAUGCCCGUGCAAGAGACGCCGCUUAUGCGCCACCACAAGACCGCAAUUUUGGCGCACGAGUUCCGGCCCCAGUAGCCAAGAAAAACGAACCGGCCUAUCGUUCCUCAGCCCCGGUUUACGACGAGAAACACGCCGACGCUGUAUUUGGACGCAUAAUGGACACAAAAAUCGAGAACUCAGUCCAGGAGUUGAUGUCUAUUUCCCCCGAGGUGCGCUCCCGCAUGCGUGAUGCUACCAGUAGCCGUCGAGUUGCUCCGGCUGCUGAUGGUAAAACCGCGGCCCCGCCAGUCUCAACGAACGUUUAUGAGCAAUAUACCGUUGAUCCCCUGCCACCAGACGCUUACAUCGAGACCCUGGACGAGCAGAAGCGUAGUGAUGCACGAAACGCUGCGUUCUUCGACUCAAUGCCUGCUGGUUACAUGAAUUCGGCCCUUCCACAUGGCGCCAUCAUCAUUCCGGACUAUUACGAAACACUGGUUCAUUCCGGCGCGUUGUGA